AUGGGUAUCCAGAGACUGGCUAGGCGUCUCGAGCCCUACGCGACGCGUUAUUCCUCCGAGCAGCUGGACGGCUACUCAGCCGUGGUAGACGGCCCUGCGCUCGCCUACUACGCUCACAAAUUGGCUCUCGCUUCGGCCGCUAGCGCGUCCAGAAUACCGUCUUAUGCGGACAUCGUUGCUGAAGCAAUACACUGGCUGGCCUCGUUGGAGAAGAGCGACAUCAAGGUGUCUGCCAUCUACUUUGACGGAGCCCUCCCCAUAUCAAAGCGCACAGAGCGGUUGUCCAGGACGGAAGCGAACAACAGACGGGUGCAGCAAUUUCGCAAUAACUAUGCUACUGUCUCAUGUCCUAUUCCGACAUAUUUAGGCUCGAUAUCGUACGCCUUUCUUGCACCUGCACUCCAAGAAGCGUUGCUGGAUUCGCCGUUUUCUUCCAAGACGAAGACCGUACCUGGAGAAGCAGAUGAUUGGUGCGCAUUGCAUGCAAAGGAGAAUGCAAAAUCUAUCAUCUUUACGAGCGAUACGGAUCUUGUUUUGUACGACUACAGCUUCGACACACUGAUUGUGUUCCUCCACGAUGCUGAUGUGACCACGGGCAUUAAAGCAUAUUCACCCAACGAGAUUAGCAAGCAACUACAACUCAAAAGCCUGGUGCCCUUUGCAUAUGCUCUCCUUGAUGGCCCACAAGACAGCUCAAAGCUCCUAGCUCACACAGCCCAGGCAAUAGAUCAGAGCUCGACACCUUAUGUCGAUUUCGCCAGGCGCUACGUUGCAAAGGCUCCGAGUCCCAGCGCGACGUCUAAUCUACCAAUGUCAGAUGUUCGGAUAUCAGAAUACGUCCACCAAGCCCUCAAUGGACUCGAAUCUCCAUUCGUAUACAUGCCUCUGCUGGUUGAAGACCCCAACCAAGCGUCCGCAUGGAACGUGGGACAAGAUAUUCGUACAAUAGCAUACUCUCUCCUCGCUCGAAAGCCAAACAUGAUCGUACACGAGUAUCGGCGAAAAGCCCAAGGUAUUAGCGUUCAAGAAAUCUCUACCUACUCUUCCACGGAUCUUGCAACUUCCGCAGCAGAUCUAGAGCGCCAGCUGCGCACCCUGAGAGAAUGGGCAGCAGCGCAAUCGGAUUUUGUCAAACCAGCACUUCUAUGGCCGUUAUUCGGACUCAGCUUCGUCCUUGCAGAACUCAACACGCCGCCUGCGAUCCUUCUCGUCCAGCGCGUACUCAACGGCGAGUUCGAUAACAGCUGGGCGUUUGUCCAUCUGACUGCCAGGAUGCACGCAGCUAUUUAUUCAUUGCGCGUGUUGACCCAGAUUAUAGGCGUGUGGCUGGUUCUCCACCCCACGAUACCCACCUACUCGACUGAAAAGUCAAAAUUACACACUACCCUAUCCAGCCUGGCAACUCACAUGGCCGACUUCCCUUGCAUACCCGAUGUACUUGGUGUGCCUGGGCAGGCGAAGAAGGUGGUGGCGCAGCAUGAUGUGUUGAAGGGGUUGGUCGAAGAGAUUUAUCGGUCGAACGGGGCGCAGGUGCUGAGCGGGGAUGGAGUGAGUAAUAAGAAGAAGAAGAAGAUGGCGAGGGAACAGGAGAGGAAGAAGAAGAAGGCUGAGGUGAGGGCGCAGGGGAGGUUGGAGGGGAGUGGGUUUGCGUUGUUGGGGGACUGUUAG
Alternaria postmessia is the source of this 1668-nucleotide messenger RNA. RefSeq lists its product as uncharacterized. NCBI's taxonomy places the organism in Eukaryota, Fungi, Ascomycota, Dothideomycetes, Pleosporales, Pleosporaceae. The record is from RefSeq and is a predicted model, not a curated record. The transcript has 2 exons. Bases 1 to 1668 code for a protein of 555 amino acids.